Molecule: messenger RNA, 1746 nt
Organism: Perkinsus marinus ATCC 50983
Lineage: Eukaryota; Perkinsozoa; Perkinsida; Perkinsidae
Product: pentatricopeptide repeat-containing protein, putative
Exons: 3
Coding region: 1-1746 (581 amino acids)
Molecular function (GO): protein binding
Source: RefSeq, a predicted model, not a curated record
AUGCCCAGUAAGGAACUACUCUCAUCGAUAGGAUCUACUAGACAUCUGAACAAGCUCCUCAAGUCGUUGAAGAGAGGCCGGUGGGCUUCGACGGAGCAGGCUAGAGACCUUCUCGACAAGGCCGGGAUGCAGAACGUCGUUCCCGAUGCUUUCACGUACAGCCAGGCCUUCUCUAUGGACGCGUACAGUUGCUCUGAGAUUAAGGCUCUGGUUAGUGGCAGUCUGCACAUGCUGAACUCGGUUGUCGUGAACUCGGCCAUCGCCUCCUGUGGACGUAUGGGUUGUGAAAGUGAGGCGAGGGAGUUGUUACGGCUAAGUGAGGAUAACAACAUGGCCACCUGCCGAACCUAUAAUGCCUUCCUCUCGUUGCCGAUGACUGGUUCGGCCGCUAUGGAUGUCUGGAAGAAAAUACCUCAUCACAUGAAGGAUGCUUACACUCUCCAACUACUCCUAUACCGGCUCGCUCAAGACGGUUAUCCGCCUCCUGUCUACGAGAAUCUAUUGGCCGAGGCCCGUGAUGUGAUGACGAUCGAUCGCCAGCAUCUAGCCACAGCGGUUUCGGGGUGUAUCCGAGCCGGAUACGCUGCCGAUGGCCUCGCACUGCUGUCUGCUAGCGGCGUGAGGGCUAGUGAUGACAAGGUCCUAGCGACUUGUGCUCUGUGUGCUUAUGAACGCCUUGGGAUGUGGUCCGAGAGCUUGGACUUGUUACAGUGUAUUGAUGAGCCAGAUGUUGUUUGCUAUACAGUCGCAAUAGCGGCCUGUGCUCGUGCUGGGAAGGGGAAGGAAGCCAUUAAGCUGUGGAGUGAGCUGUCCUCACGCGGGCUAACUCCUCAACGUCAAACCCUCUCCUCUGUUGUACGUGCCUGUGAGGCCGCGGGUGAGUAUGAGGAGGCAAUUCGAAUCCUCAGUAGCAUCUCAGACUUAUCGGCGAGAGCCGACGACGGUGUAAGAAUUGGAAAUAAGUUCGCCAGUAGCCGUCCCGAGCAAAUCACUGUUGAAUAUAGAGAUCUGCUCUGCGAUCGCCUCGAGCUGUCCCUCCAUGAGAGCCGUAUAACAUCGUCUGACGGGAGCAUUGGAGUCGCUGACCACCGAGGUGGGAGAGUCUUCAUCAAUCAUAACCUCAGCAGCACAGUGCUGCCGACGCCCAAACUUCUCCAUGUGCUCAAGCCGAAGCCUGAGGAACGCUCUGCCGCACUUGAGGCCAUCGAACGUUUGAAGGGUGUCCUUGAGUCAGUCGGCUUUACGUGUGUCGAGUACGGUGCUGCAGCUGCCGGCCUCGCUCUACCUAAUAGUGACGUGGACGUAACGCUCUUGUUGAAUGGUACCCCAUCUACUCAAGCGUGGCUUUCGAGUCUGUCUGAAGUCGAGAAGGAAACUUAUCCACAUCGGGAGAUCGCUCAAGCUCAGCUGCUAACUCUCCACCGGACCCUCAACGAGACACAGCAGUUCACUGUCGUCGCUACAGGGCUCGGCGGGAGAGUACCUGUGGUGACCAUUGUUCACAACCCUACGAGCAUAGUCAUGGAUGGUUGUGAUGAUGAAGCGCACGCUGGAGGUUUCGAGGAUCCAGUGAAAACAGCGGCAGGGUGUGUUGAACUCCUGAAGAUGGUCUCAGGCUAUCUUACAGAAUGCGCGGCUCCAGGUAUCAUCAGUACCGCUCCAGUCGUUAUAACAUCAUCACGAGUACCAUUGAUCACUCUAGCGUGUCGUGAUCCAGCUCUCGAUGAUGAGCUAUAUCAGCAGUAA